This is a messenger RNA of Cyprinus carpio (common carp), 4051 nucleotides long. It is a transcript of the gene tdp2a, whose product is annotated as tyrosyl-DNA phosphodiesterase 2a. Gene Ontology annotation, cellular component: cytoplasm; PML body. Gene Ontology annotation, biological process: double-strand break repair. Gene Ontology annotation, molecular function: 5'-tyrosyl-DNA phosphodiesterase activity; single-stranded DNA binding. The record is from RefSeq and is a predicted model, not a curated record. Lineage: Eukaryota; Metazoa; Chordata; Actinopteri; Cypriniformes; Cyprinidae.
AGGCUCUCCGUAGACAGGCUCUGUUAGGUCGGCCAUAGACUGUAACAACAUCAUUUUCGCCAUUUCACACCCUUUUCUUUGAAAACCACCUUUAAAAUUCAAAUAGCAAAAAAUUCUAAAUUUCAUACUUGGAGCGGCUAUUUGUAAGGAACAGGCUCUGUAUGGAACGGAGAACUAAAAAGGGGCGAGGUUAAUUGGUCGGUUUCGGAAGGCGAACUUCUCUCAUUUUAUCGCUUCGCUGUGUUUUAAAGUCAGUGUAUAUUCAUUCGUUAUUGCAAUUUAUUAAUCAGUUUAUUUAUUUAUACCAUGACGUGCGACAAAACGUCAUGAGAUUUGAAUGUGUUGCCAAUGCCACUCAGUCUGACGUGUCACGGCUCGAAAACGAAACUUAGCUGCUGCCCUAUGUAACGAGCAGCAGAGAAAUAAAAGAGAGAAGGAAAAGGAGAAAGGGUGAUGCUUUAUUCUUGAGACUUGGGACUUCGGAGUUAAGACCAGUUGUUUGUUUAACUUGACUUCAUAGUAAGCACUGUCAGGAAAGGAUCGAUCCCUAGAACAGAAAUCGAACCUGAAACUCACAGAAGUGCACACUAACAUAUCUUCCCUAUUAAAAUGGAUAAACCACCGUGUUCACCAAGUCAUACUUGCUUAGGAGAGCCCCCUGUAGGCUGUAAUGACACUACAUCAGGUCUUGUGGACACCAAAGUUCAGGGGAAAACUGGGAAGAAGAAAAAGCAGAAAAAGAGACAAAGUGCCACAUCCCAAAUGAAACCAGUCAGUGAGUGCUCUCAGGUCACUGCUGAAGAGCAGUCAUCACUUGAGCGCCCUGAAAACAGGUCUGCGGGAUCAAAGCACAAAAAGAAUACCCGAAAAACAAGAAAUCAAUCUAUUUCUCCUGAAAGUUCCUCACAUCAAGAUAAAACCCAGAGUGCACAGCAAACAUCAGAUCGCUUUACCUGUGACCAGUCAACCCAGACAGAGGCUUCCCAACUCCAGUCUGUCCAAACACAGUCAACACAAACCCCUCCGAUCCAGGAUAUACACACACAAUCAACAGAAUGCAAGUCCACCCAGACAAAACAGUCUAGUUUUUCGAUGCAACAGGCAUACUGGGGAAGAUCUUUCACAGAACAGUCAGCUGAUGAACAGAAAACCCAGUCCAGUCAUCUGACACUGUUAAGCUGGAAUAUAGAUGGUUUGGAUCCAGAUAAUGUCUUUGAGCGGGCCAAAGGUCUGCUUUCACAUUUAGGAAAGUACCGUGCAGAUGUUGUACUGUUGCAAGAGCUGGUUCCUGUUAGUUGGGAGAUUUUGAAGAACAUUAUGAAAGACUAUCAGUUUUUGCAAGGCAGUGAAGAUGGCUAUUUCACUGGCAUUUUGCUCAGAAAGGACAGAGUGCAAUUCCUCCAGAGCAAUAUUGUGAAGUACCCCACCACAGAGAUGGGUAGAAACCUGCUAAUAGCACACGCAAGCUUUUUAGGCCAUCCAAUAUGUAUUAUGACAUCUCAUCUGGAGAGCUGUAAGGAAAGCUCUCAAGAACGCUUGAAUCAGCUGCGGAGAGUCUGGAAAUGGAUGAAAGAGGCUCCACAGGACCACACAGUUAUAUUUGGAGGAGAUACCAACCUUAGAGAUUGGGAGGUAAAGAAGCUCGGGGGGCUGCCGGAUGGUAUCUCUGAUGUGUGGGAGAUGCUGGGGAAACCGGAGGAAAGCAGAUACACCUGGGACACAUCCAUCAAUGAUAACAAAGAAAUCCCUAAUUCUAUACGCCUGAGAUUUGACAGACUGUUCCUCAGAGCAGCCGCAGAGGGUGCCAAACUACGGCCAGACAGCAUGACCCUAAUUGGUCUGGAGAAGCUGAAGUGUGACUAUUUCAUCAGCGAUCACUGGGGCAUCCUUUGCACUUUCAUAUUUGGAGCAUCAGAAGAGCAGUGUGUCACUGACUGAUUUUUUUUUUUAAUGGCCUGCACUUGAUUAUAUGAAUGGGUUGUUAAAGGGAUAGUUCACACAAAAAUGAAAAUUCUGUCAUUAAUUACUCACCCUCAUGUUGUUCCAAACCCUUUAGACAUUCGUUCAUCUUUGGAACACAAAUUAAGAUAUUUUUGAUGAAAUCCGAGAGCUAUCUGACCCUCUAUAGACAGCAGUGUAACUAAAAUGUUUCCAGACCCAGAAACGUAGUAAGGACAUUGAUAAAGUAGUCCAUGUGACAUUGGUGGUUCAACUGUAAUUUUACAAAGCUACGAGAAUAGUUUUUGUGUACAUGAAUCCAACAGUUCUUCUCCUCCAAAUCACGUACUCUGCCAUUUGGAACUACAAGAGGGUGAGUAAUUAAAUGACAGAGUUUUCAUUUUUGGAUAAACUAUGCCUUUAAUGGGUUAAUAUUAUAUAGUUAAUGGGUCAUAAGCACAUGCUUUUUAAAAAAAUCACUGUUGAUAUGAACUCUGAAGUAGCAUUUAAAUGGUCACUGAUAAUCAUAAACUGCUGGGAGAAUAACCUGUUGUGCACCAAUAUAUACUUAUUGGGGAGAUCAGGGCUAUUUGUCUCACUUUCUGCUCCAGUAAUUCAGUACUUAUUUCUUUAUAGUCACAAACUGUAUCUGACAUUCACAGACAUUCAGUUUGUUUGGGAAUAUUGCCUAGGAAAAAAAUAUUAUACAAAAUGAACAUGUGUGACAGCAUGCUCUAGGAGUGGAAAGAAACCUGCUAUUAAACAGCCUAUUACUGGAUUUUAAACAAAAUUAAAACAAUUAUGAAAAUCAAACCAUUUUUUGGCCAACAAAUAUUGUGAAUAAAAAUGUGUAAUAUCAACAACAUGUGACAAUUUGCUCCAACCGGUCCUUAAUUUGCAAGAUUCUUCCUUUAUUUUUCCACCAGAGGGAGCUCAAAGGACAGAAUAUAAUUCAUGCUGUGACUGAGAACUAAAGAAAAAACAUUAAAGCGCUAUUAUUUAUUUUGUUCAUUUAUUUUUAUUCAUAAUAUUCUGGGUUUAGAACAGAGUAGUGUUACAUAGCAUAUAUGAUUAUGUGUAUUAUUACUGUGGUGUAAAAUAAUGUUGACAUUUAAGACUGUAAGCAUUUUGAUUCAAUGCAAAAAAUCUGGACUAGAUCUUCUGGGUGAUGCAGAUAGAAUAUAUUCUUGGCAAACAUGGCCGUUUUUAUUUGAAGAAAUGAGUAACAGCACAUUCUCUCUCUCCUACUUAAGCUAAACAGAAUUUAAAUGUACCAGUACAGUUAGAUGCAAAUUAAGAGAGCUGGCAGGAUGACAACAAAAAAAAAGGAAAUAGUGUCAAGAUUUGGAUUAACAAUGAGCCAUUUACCAGGACAGUCCUCAUCAUGGCCAACUGGAUUUAGAAAUUUUCAGAGGGUGCCACGAAUCUAAUGCUAAAGGCAAAAACUCUGAAUAAAAAACAAAUAAUAAAAUAUAUUUAAUGUAGUAAAGCGAACAGUGUUCUGUCACGCUAAUCUAUUUGCUUCAUUCUCACAGAAUAAGAUGAAUUAAUUGCCAUAUCAUCUCUAUAUAAAGUAUUUAAUUACAUGUUGAAUGCUAAAGUAUUCUAUCAACCUAACUAGAAAGCAUUAUUUAAUAAAGAAGGUUCAUGAAGGUUGUGAAAGAUCAUUAGCACCCACUGUUAUAGAAAAGCCUUAGUAACUUUACUAAAAUGAAUUAAAAAUAUACUCACAUUAAACCUUUUGGAAUAUUUUAUGCCUUUUCUGGGUUUGGUCAUAAAAGUCUGUUUGUGUGCAGCGGCAUAUGACUUUUCAUACAGUAAUCCAGCAAUGUCUCAGAACAGGUUUUUUUUUUUUUUUUUUGGAUGUUGGGACUCCUAUUUCCAUAUUGUGCAGGAGUUUGAUCAUGAUUACCACCAGAAAGACCAAAAAUAACAUCUGGGCUGGGCUCAUGUGCCUAGUGGCCUCUUGGCUUUUUUUUUUUUUUACUUUUUCCUUUUUUGUCACGUUGAUUCCCUUCUUGAUACUUUUUGCAUAACUUAUCCUCCACUUUUUACUUGCAGAGUCUAAACAUCAUGUUGUGCUGAGUUCAUUUAAAUAAAGGCCUUUUCAGCA